This is a messenger RNA of Paramuricea clavata, 582 nucleotides long. Lineage: Eukaryota; Metazoa; Cnidaria; Anthozoa; Malacalcyonacea; Plexauridae. The record is from the annotation of a GenBank genome assembly.
AUGGAUGUUGAUUUCGCGGGUCCCCUCACAUAUAAGCUUACCAAGAAAGAAGAAGGCAAGUGCUACAUCCUAAUAUUUACAUGUGCUACAUCCAGAGCCGUGCAUCUGGAGUUGACAAAUACAAAAUCAGCAGAGGAAUUUGAAGUAAAGCUAAACGCCUUCAUCGCAAGGAAGAGCAGACCAAAGUUGAUUGUGUCGGACAAUGGAGGAGCAUGUAAAGCGACAGCGUUAUGGAUCAGAAAGAUAUGUAAAAUUGAACGUCUGCAAGAUUAUUUGGCAAGACAAGAGGUUUGGUGGAGAUUCAGUCUAUCCAUGUCCCCUUGGUGGGGUGGAAUGUACGAACACUUACAUAAGGACAUUAAAAAAGCCCUGUAUAAAGUCCUGGAAAGAUCGACAUUAUUUUUGGACCAGUUACAAGCUAUUGUAAUUAAUAUUGAGAAAAAUGUAAACAAUAGGCCACUGACGUACGUCGAAAGCGAGCAAGAAGAGAAACAAGUGCUCACACCAAAUAAUUUCUGUGGGGACAAAAUGUGCAUACCAUUAUUGACUAAUCAGACACGGAUGAUGGAGAACAAGUCAUGA